Messenger RNA from Pseudogymnoascus destructans, 1356 nucleotides. RefSeq lists its product as uncharacterized. Bases 1 to 1356 code for a protein of 451 amino acids. The transcript has 2 exons. NCBI's taxonomy places the organism in Eukaryota, Fungi, Ascomycota, Leotiomycetes, Thelebolales, Thelebolaceae. The record is from RefSeq and is a predicted model, not a curated record.
AUGGAAGGAACACAGGAACAAGGGAAACUCUUCCGGACAAGGCAAGGCAACAUGGAGACUAUUCCUCGUCAAUAUAACCCACCUCGUCGUUGGACUAAUCAACCUGCUGUGGGAGAUGCUAUUCUCCCUGAUCCGGAUGGACUUAUCCAAGCCAUAUAUGCAGAGGAGAAGCUUGGAUGGAGAAGUGGCACUGCAAGCCAGCCAGUAGCUCCCCAGGUUCACCUAGACAUCCUUGAUCAUCCUCCAGCAGAACUACUGCCCGAUUACUUGGCAGCUUGGAUGCAACGCAAUCCGGAUAUUCAUGCUGCUCUUCCUGAACCAGCAACAAUAGGAUCAGACCAGCAUGCUUUCGAGCCACAUAGCGACCUGGGAGAUGAGACAACAUCGGCUGAUACGUACCACGACGCUUCAGACAUACCCAGCCAUUCAAAGUUGCGUCCAAGUUGGCAAGAUGGCGCCAUUGUCUCCGAAGACCCGGGACUCUCUGCCUCUGUAGAUGGCGCUUCUUAUUUGAAGCCCAGCAUAAGCUCUCCAGUUGCAUUACCACCAAAGAAAAAACCCAGACAAUUCCCCCUGGCUAUUCCCAAGCCCUCUUUCAAUUUCAUACCAAAGAAAAGUACCGACCCUCCAAACCAGUCGGCCAGAUCAAAGUCGACCCUCCCAAAAUUGCGAGGGAGAACCAAAUCAGACGAGACACCCAAACCAGCGACAACAAAAAAGCUGAGAUUUUCAUCAGUCGUACACAGCAGCACGCCACCGACAAAACGAAGAAUCUCUCUCGGGCGGAAGAAAUCCGAUACCUCUAUGAAAAGCAGUCUCGCCGGACCACGCUCGGGGGAGAUUUCUCCUCUCACAACCACCAAACCAGAAACUUCCUUUGCUCUUGCCGUCUUCGCAGAACCCACCGACAUCCCCACCGAGCCCCGAGACGCCCCCGGCUCAACCCCCAAACCCAAACACCACAAACCCUCUAAAUUCUCCUCUUUCAAACCCAAGAAACGCACCCCCCUAACGCGCCUCUCGCCCACCGCCAUUGCCCCCGUUCCCGGCCAGCCUUACGAACACAUCCCGAGUCCCGAGGAACCCGACCCGCGCAAGAAAUUGCGGCUCGGUCGUUAUGAGAAGGUUAAAGCUGGUACUCAGCGCGCUGUUCGCCAGUGGCGCAAGUUUACUUUGCGGAAGAGCGUGUUGCAGAUCAUGCUGGGUAGGCGGCUGGCUGGGCCUGUGGCUGCUAAUUUGAAGGUUUUGGCGGGGAGAAAGAUGGUGUUGGAGGGUGGACCGGGGACUGGGUUGUGGGGGAUAGCUGAUGGCGGCGGGUUGGGGGAGAGGAGUUUGUCGGGGAGGGCGGUGGGGUGA